Penicillium subrubescens is the source of this 1950-nucleotide messenger RNA. RefSeq lists its product as uncharacterized. Gene Ontology annotation, molecular function: oxidoreductase activity, acting on paired donors, with incorporation or reduction of molecular oxygen; iron ion binding; heme binding. Lineage: Eukaryota; Fungi; Ascomycota; Eurotiomycetes; Eurotiales; Aspergillaceae. The coding region runs from base 190 to 1899 and encodes 569 amino acids. The transcript is spliced from 2 exons. The record is from RefSeq and is a predicted model, not a curated record.
AUCCGAAAGGACCGCGAGUGACAAUAUUUUGGAUAUGUCAAAUAGAGGAACAACUUGAUCUUCUCAUAUAUCCUCUUCCACUCACACCCGAGCCUGUGUGGGUCCGAAAGGAGCAAUCAAACCCGUGUCUACGGACAGCCAACCCGACAUUGUUUUGCUGUUUCCUGACGCAGUACGCCGAUCACAAAAAUGGCGACCUACGAUAUCUCAGCUCAUGGAGCGAUUCAAGCAGCAAGAGAUGGAUUAUCUGAGUUGACCUGGACCACAAUCUUUGCUGUUUUCGUUUUUUCUUGCAUCGCCACCCGCGUCAUCUCGGGUCUCCGGAGUCGCCAGCGUGUCAAUGAUCCCGCAGAGCCUCGAACUUCACGAUUAGCGCCUUAUUGGUUUCCAUGGGUAGGCCAUGGGAUUUCUUUCUUGUGGGAUCAUAUGGGCCUUAUUGGGUCAUUCCGAGACUCUAUGGGCGAGUCUGUAUUUGGCGUCUAUUUGCGCGGUGAAACCCACGAUACCGUCGUCUCGCCAUCAAUGGUGAAAACUAUUCUUUCUUCACCAGACGCAUCAAGUGCCCCUUUGCUAGAUCAAGCUCUCCAAAACGUCUUUGGCGAUCGCAGUCUCAUCCGCAACUUGCGCUUGGCGGGUAACCAAGAGAUCAGCGAUGGUGUAUCUGGAAUUAUGAGCCGAGAGCCAUUCAUCAGCGAUGUCUCGACCGCAAUCAUCAACAUGCUGCAGCGCAACAUGCCGAACUUGGUGACCUUUAGCCGCAGUCCAGUUGACCAAUUCCAAUGGGAACGCGAUGGCCGCGUCUCCACAUCUGAGGAAAACCAAUCAACCUGCGAGGCCAGGCUCUUCGAACUCAUCAGGGGCUUUGUUGGUCAGAAUUUGAGCUCAUUCCUCAUGGGCGAGGCUUUUGUUGAGAACUUCCCUCUUUUCCUCACAGACCUCUGGACCCUGGACAAGAAUUUUGUCCCAUUAUUUAUCGGCCUGCGUCGAUGGGUGCCUACUACGCCCAAUAUCUCCGCAGGAUUCCCAGCGCGCGAUCGACUUCUCCAUAUCAUGUCGGUCUUCUAUCGGGCAUUCAGCGCCUGGGACGACGGGAUCGACCCCGGAAUCGAACUCCGCGAGCUCGACGACGUAUCCGAGCUGGUCAAAGAGCGCAUGAGAACAUUCCGCAAACUGGAACUCUCCCCAACCGCCAGUGCAGCAGGUCAUCUAUCUCUAUACUGGGACGUGAUCGAAUACACAUCCAAGAUCACAUUCUGGACAAUCACGCACAUAUUUGCGGAUAGCGAACUCCUCAAAGAAAUCCGAAAAGAUAUUUCCAAGUACGUGAAAUCAUCUCGACGAAGCCGCCAGGAAACAGGCUUCCCAUUCGAAGAGCCGCCCAGACUCAACAUGGACCUUGACAAGGUUCUCGACUCAUGCCCUCUCCUCAAGGCCUGCUACUACGAGUCCGUCCGCCUGCAUUCUGCGGGCAUUUCUUUCAGAAAGCUCGAGGCUGAUAUGACUCUCGCCGAGUCUGCGGAAGAUGCGGCCCAGCCGCGUACGUAUAAGCUUCGCAAGGGUGAGAAUGUCAUUAUGCCACAUGGUGUUUAUCACAAUGAUCCGCAGCGGUUCUCGAAUCCAGAUCAGUAUGAUCCUCUUCGGUUUAUUGUGACGGAUCCUGUUUCCGGGGCUAAGCGGGUUAGUGCUGCUAACCUUGCGCCGUUCGCGGAUGGAUUGUAUGGGUCUAAGAAUAAUGCUCUUAGUGAAAGGGCUAUAUUGGCGUUUACUGCGGGUAUUGUUUCGAUGUGGGAUAUCACUUCUGUUGACGAAGGUGGGCUGGUGGUUCCUAAGAAUUGGACGACGUGGGGAACUUUCCAGCCUGCGAAGGAUGUGAAGGUGAAGAUAAAGUUGAGGGUGUAAGAUCUAGAUACAGUCAAUCGAAAAGUGCUGUUUGAAUUGAGAAACAAGAUA